This is a messenger RNA of Drosophila kikkawai, 761 nucleotides long. It is a transcript of the gene Alg13, whose product is annotated as Alg13 UDP-N-acetylglucosaminyltransferase subunit. Gene Ontology annotation, biological process: dolichol-linked oligosaccharide biosynthetic process. The record is from RefSeq and is a predicted model, not a curated record. NCBI's taxonomy places the organism in Eukaryota, Metazoa, Arthropoda, Insecta, Diptera, Drosophilidae. Gene Ontology annotation, molecular function: hexosyltransferase activity.
GUGCCAUCGACAGUUCUCCACCUCUAGAAAGAAGAAGGGCUUUCAAACAGCUGACUGCAAUUUUGUGUUUCAUUUAAAUUUGUUACAAAUAAUGCAGUUAAAUACGGUUUAUAUUACCGUGGGCACCACCAAAUUCGAUGACCUUAUAGGCGUCGUUAAAUCGGAACCUGCCCUGAGAGCUCUGCAGGCCAGAAAAUGCCGUAAGCUCAUCGUGCAGCAUGGCAAUUCGGAGCCCUUGUCGGCCGAAGAAACUCAACUGAUAAGCAAAAAGUAUGGUAUCCAGGUCGAACAAUAUAAAUUCCGGCCGAAUCUGGAGGAUAUAAGGGCUGCUGACCUCAUUAUUGGCCAUGCCGGGGCUGGCACUUGCAUGGACAUACUGAACAACCGGAAAUAUGGACUGAUUGUGAUCAACGACAAGCUAAUGGACAAUCAUCAACUGGAGCUGGCCCGGCAACUGGCCGCCGAGAACUAUAUCUACUACUGCGGGGUCACGGAUGUGGACGCCAAGCUGGCCACGUCGGACUUUCAAGCCCUGAGACCCUACGAAACGCAGCCCGAGAAUAUGCAAAAAUUCGUUCAAGCUUUAAAUGAUCUCAUGACUGGUUAAAAAAUCGCUUAUUUUCAUCUAAACAAACUUGAAAACAUUCCCAAAAAGUAACCAAAAUCUUUGUUUUUGGUGCCAACCCCCAGUGGGGUUAGCUUUAGCUAUUUAUUUAUAGGUUUAUAUAGAGUACAUUUAAUAAACACGGCAAACACGUCUA